AUGAGUUUCGAAUCAUUACCCCAUUCCCCGUCCAAUCCCAGUGCUCCUGGUAUGGUCUCUUGCUGGGACUCUAAAAAUUUGUUCAAGAUCAUGCCCUACAUGUUUCCAUCUACCAAGGAGUUAACGUUUCCUUAUAAACUUUUCAGGAUAGUAUGUCAUUGCAAGAGCAAAGCCAUAGCUUGGAAUGGAGAUGGUAAAAGUGUACUUAUAAACAUAAACGAUUUUCAAACCGAGUAUCUCAACAAGGGUAUCUUUCAAACCAAAAGAUUGGCCAGUUUCGUGCGUCAACUCAACUUAUACGGUUUUAAGAAAGUUAAAGAUCAACGGUUCCUGAAGGAGCGAGACGUCAAUAGUUAUGUUUGGCAAUAUGAACAUAAGUAUUUUGUGAAGGAUAACCCCAACCUCUUAGUUUAUGUUAAUCGAACCCAUACUCUAAGAACCAGACCUAAAAAACAGUCUAAUCAACAUCAAUCGAAUCUUACUUUUCCACCACCUAACGGUAUGCAAUAUGGCAGUUUUGACCCAUACAACACUUUACCCUUUGACUCCGUAUACGGUGGAAACAAUUGUUUUAUACCUUUAGAUGGCUCAACAACCUUUACAAACCAAAUAUCUUCGAGAAUAAGUGCCAACGAAUAUAACUACUAUAAUCAAUUAGGACUUCCAUGCUCUUCUACCUCAUUUCCGUAUCCCGAAGAUAUGGGAAUUAGUUUUUCUGAUCCCGAUUUUAAUCUACGAGACGGCUAUAUGACUGAACAAACUUUCUAUCUGCCUAAUUUAAAGAAAUUAGCCAUGAAUAAUGAAAAGAAUAUUCAAGCAACCAUUAUAGACAAAGCUGAGUUAUCGGAUAAAGCAAUAGGAGAUAAGUUACCUGAGGGAAAUAUCGACAAAUCAGAUUCCAUAGAUGAUAUCAAUGAUUCGAAGGAUAAAUACAUAAAAUCAAUCGUGAUAAAAAAUUUGGAAAAUAAUUUAAAAACCGAAGCGAUCGUUCUGUGUGAUACUAAAGUUGAAAAUGAUAACUUCAAUCCAGAAUUUAGGCCACGGGUAUUAAUAUAA
Messenger RNA from Gordionus sp. m RMFG-2023, 1056 nucleotides. RefSeq lists its product as uncharacterized. Gene Ontology annotation, molecular function: sequence-specific DNA binding; DNA-binding transcription factor activity. Lineage: Eukaryota; Metazoa; Nematomorpha; Gordioida; Chordodea; Parachordodidae. Gene Ontology annotation, biological process: regulation of DNA-templated transcription. The transcript has a single exon. The record is from RefSeq and is a predicted model, not a curated record. Bases 1 to 1056 code for a protein of 351 amino acids.